Daldinia childiae is the source of this 2196-nucleotide messenger RNA. RefSeq names its product ATP-dependent DNA helicase RecQ. Gene Ontology annotation, cellular component: chromosome; nucleus; cytoplasm. Gene Ontology annotation, biological process: double-strand break repair via homologous recombination. The record is from RefSeq and is a predicted model, not a curated record. The transcript is spliced from 3 exons. Bases 1 to 2196 code for a protein of 731 amino acids. Gene Ontology annotation, molecular function: 3'-5' DNA helicase activity; four-way junction helicase activity; nucleic acid binding. Lineage: Eukaryota; Fungi; Ascomycota; Sordariomycetes; Xylariales; Hypoxylaceae.
AUGUCGGAUUAUGAUUCCGGAGAUGACUUAUUGGGUGAUAUAAAUGCGGAAAACUUGAUUACAGGAAUCAAGCGCGAACGUUCGCUAGAUGACGAACAGAAUCAUCAAGCUCGACUAACCAAACAACCCAAAGUAGAACACAACAAGACAGUAUUCCUCGGAGAUACUGCAAAGGCGAUCUUGAAGGAAAACUUCGGUUAUGAAGACUUCCGCCACGAGCAGUUCUCUGCUAUUGUAUCCACUUUACAACAAGAGAAUGUGCUCGUCGUCUUUCCUACGGGCGCCGGUAAAUCGCUAUGCUAUCAAAUACCUGCAGUUGCGUUUGAAAAAAUAGAUGCUGUGGAUAGUAGAAAGGCUCGCACCAAUCCGGGUAUAACCAUCGUUGUUUCUCCUCUGAUUGCUCUCAUGAAGGAUCAAGUAGAUGCCUUACUGCGUAAAGGUAUCGCUGCUGCUUGUUUGGACUCUACCAAAACUUACGAACAGCAGAAACAGAUAAUGGCUGGCAUCAGAGAGGGCCAACUGAAACUGCUUUACUGCGCGCCCGAGAGACUCAAUAAUGAAGGCUUCGUCGAAAGUAUGAAGCAUGUUCCUGGAGGUAUUCGGCUGGUCGCCGUGGAUGAGGCUCAUUGUAUCUCAGAAUGGGGACACUCUUUUCGUCCGGACUAUCUCAAAGUGGCCCGCUUUGUCCAAGAAAUCAAUGCCGAAAGAGUUGUCUGCCUCACGGCUACAGCAACACCUCGCGUCGUUGAUGAUGUUGCAAGGGCAUUCGACAUUAAGAAAUCCAAUAUAUUUCGCACAUCUCCCUACAGACCUAAUCUACACUUACUAGCCGAAUACACGGGAACGAAGCAGGAGAAGUAUCCAAAGAUGUUCCAUUUCUUGCGAAAACAUCCCGGGCCUACUCUCGUCUACGUGACUCUCCAAAAGCAAGCGGAAUUGCUCGCGGAUGAUUUAGUUGACCAACACUUUAACGCAGUUGCAUUUCACGCCGGCCUCAAGGCAGAAACAAAGGCGAAAAUCCAAGACGACUUUAUGGCUGAUCGUAUAACUAUAGUUGUCGCUACAAUUGCCUUCGGUAUGGGCAUUGACAAGCCCAACAUACGAAACGUCAUUCAUUUCGAUCUUUCCAGCACAGUAGAAGAAUAUUCGCAGCAGAUCGGGCGCGCGGGAAGAGAUGGGGAAACAAGUCAUUGCAUGUUUUAUAUCUGUCCCUAUGACUUUUACAUAAGAGAAAACUUUGCUCGAGGCGACUUACCAUCAUGGCAAUCACUACAUAGGUUGUUAGAAGAUAUAUUCCACCGAGAAGUUGAUCGCACGCAGGAGGGCGAUAUUAUUAAACUCAAUCAGACAGCCUUAGGUAGAGACUACGACAUCCGAGCGAAUCCUCUAGCCAUCUUGCUAGCAACACUGGAGCUUCGGUUUGGCCUAGUCAGGUCAGUCACUCCAGAAUAUACUUCCUACAAGUUCGAAGCAAUGGAGAAAUAUCACUACACCGCCAAAAAGGACUCUUCUCCCGAGGGUAAAGCCAUCUACAAGCACGCCCGAAAGGCUAAGUCCGGUAAGCUAUACGAUGUCGAUAUAAUUGAUAUCGUAAAUUCAACUGGACUACUCCGUACCGACCUAGUAAGGAAGCUCGAGGAGUACAACAAUAGUGGAAUCAUCAUGCUCAAAAAGAGCGGCGUUGAAAACAAACUUAGGGUUCUUGAGACUCUUCCUCGCACACCACAAGAAAUCAAAGCCAUCACCGACAAGCUCUAUGCCGAUAUGGAAGCUCGAGAAGAGGAUGCGUUGCAGCGAACGCAGCAAGUAGCUGAUUUAAUCACAGGCGACAAAUGCUUCGCUCUAGCUCUAGCUGAGCAUUUUGGAAUGGGAUUACCUGACGGGAAAACCAGAUGUGGACAUUGCUCUCGCUGUUUAACAGGGAGACGCAUCAUAUUACCUCCGAAGCCAACCCCAGCUGUCGACAUUGCUGGCAUUCAAAAGAUUCUUGAUGUCUGCCAUGUCCGGGACGAUCCGAGAUUUUUAGCGCGCGUCGCGUUCGGGAUCAAAAGCCCUCGGGUCAUGCAGCUUAAACUCCACCAGAAAGACAUAUUUAUGUCGUUGGCAGAUCAUGAUUUCAAGUCCUUAUUGAGAGAGUUUACUCGAGCAUGUGAGUUUGCGGGGUUUAAGGAUCGGAGUGGGCGUCAGGGCGCAUAG